Molecule: messenger RNA, 1790 nt
Organism: Podarcis muralis (Common wall lizard)
Lineage: Eukaryota; Metazoa; Chordata; Lepidosauria; Squamata; Lacertidae
Source: RefSeq, a predicted model, not a curated record
AUGAUCUACCCAAAGCACAUCCCCGCAGAAAAGCAGCUGGCUGUGGGCCAGGAGGUGUUUGGGCUGCUCCCGGGACUCAUGAUGUACGCCACCAUUUGGCUCCGCGAGCACAACCGCGUCUGUGACCUUCUCAAGCAGAUUCACCCCACCUGGGAUGAUGAGCAGCUGUUCCAGACCGCAAGGCUCAUUCUUAUUGGUGAGACCAUCAAAUCGUCAUUGAGGGACUAUGUCCAGCAUCUGAGUGGCUACUUCCUACAGCUGAAGUUCGACCCAGAACUCCUCUUUGGAGUUCAGUUCCAGUACCGGAACCGCAUUGCCGUGGAAUUCAACCAGCUCUACCACUGGCAUCCACUGAUGCCAGAUACCUUCAAGAUCCAGGAUCAAGAGUACAGCUACAACCUUGUCUACAACACCACUAUGCUGAUGGACUAUGGAGUGGAGGCCCUUGUAGAUGCCUUCUCCAGGCAGCAAGCUGGGCAGAUUGGUGGGGUACCGAACAUCCACAAGCAGCUUCUUAAAGUGGCCAUUGGAGUCAUUGAGGAGUCAAGGCUGCUGCGCCUCCAGUCCUUCAACGAAUACCGGAAGAGGUUUGGCAUGAAGCCCUACACCUCCUUCCAGGAGCUGACAGGUGAAGAAGAAACUGCUGCCAAACUGGAGGCCCUGUACAGAGACAUUGACGCCCUUGAGUUCUACCCAGGUCUGCUGGUGGAGAAGAGCCAGCACAACUCAAUUUUCGGCGAGAGCAUGGUGGAGAUCGGGGCCCCAUUCUCCUUGAAGGGUCUUUUUGGGAACCCCAUUUGCUCCCCAGAGUACUGGAAGCCUAGCACCUUUGGUGGUGAUGCUGGCUUCCAGCUGGUGAACACAGCCUCACUCCAGAAACUGGUGUGCCUCAAUGUCAAGAGGUGUCCCUAUGUGGCCUUCCGGGUUCCCGGCGGUGGAGAGGAUGCCGUUGUGCUUGCAAAGGAGAAGGGGCCAUUGGAUGAGCUCUAGGACCGCAGCGGGGGCAGAGGGCAGGGGCUGCUCCUUGGCUUGGCUGUCGUCCAGCCAGUGGCAGGCGGCAAGGAGUGGUGGUAGACUAUGGCUGGCUGGUGGGGAGGAAUGGAGAGAACGGAACAGCAUCCCUGCUCAUCACAUACCUGGAAAUGUAUUGUGGAGGGUUAGGUUCAGAGAGGAGAAUUAAAAGUACAGUUUACUGGGAGAAAUGAAAAGCCUUUUGUGGUCUGCCUGUCCUCUGCCCAGUCGGCUUCCUCUUUCCUUCCCAUCUUCUCCUUCCAAGGUCAUUUUGGCCCAUCACACGCAGCAGUAAAACACGUAUUACAGGGACAUUGUUGGGUGCCAAGACCUUUCGCCUUAUGACACAUAGCCCAAAUCACCUGCUCCUCCUGCUUUCAACUUUGAUUUUUAUUUUCUUUACUUUGCUUUCUAUGAGGGCUGGGCACUGUUGGGGAGCUCCUCAGCCACCUGUCCUGUUAAUGUCCCAGUUGUCUAGGCAUAAAAACCAGCACAACACAUUAUAUGCAGAUUUAUGUCUGCUUCAUCAUAUGCCAUGGGUUCCAAUUGUAUCUUUCACCCCCUGGAGCCAGUUCCCAAACAUGAUUCCCUAAAAUCUCUAGAGGAAAAUAUAGAAUUGCAGAACCAUGAAGUCGUAAGGGACUCCAAAGGUCAUGUCGUCCCUUGCAAUGCAGGAACAUCAGUAAAGCAUGCAAGACAGAAGGCCAUCCACCCUCUGCUUCAAAAUCUCCAAGGAAGGAAAGUCCACAACCUCUCGUGGGAGACCAUUCCACUGUCAA